This is a messenger RNA of Olea europaea var. sylvestris, 2824 nucleotides long. RefSeq names its product UPF0503 protein At3g09070, chloroplastic-like. NCBI's taxonomy places the organism in Eukaryota, Viridiplantae, Streptophyta, Magnoliopsida, Lamiales, Oleaceae. The transcript has 2 exons. Gene Ontology annotation, cellular component: plasma membrane. Bases 230 to 2302 code for a protein of 690 amino acids. The record is from RefSeq and is a predicted model, not a curated record.
UUAUUUCCUCAACGCUUUCCUCUUCCUUUCUCUUCGUUUCAUUUUUCUUUACUGUCCGUUUGAGUACUCGAAGUAAAGCUUUUCUCUCUCAUUUCUCUCUUAUAACAUAGAGAUUCUUGCACAGUUGUAGAGACUUUUGGGCGUUUUUUGUGUUACAGUGUGAGUGAAAUGCGAGAUGGAGUGAAAUGAGCAGCUGCGGGUUGAGUGUAGACAACCAGCUUCAACGGUUAUGAAUCCUACGGCUGUAGACCCGACAGCGCCGCCGCCGCAGCCUCCACAGCCACCGCGCUCCUCAUUCAGUUGCGACCGACACCCAGAUGAGCAAUUUACUGGGUUUUGCCCUUCCUGCCUCUGCGAACGCCUCACCACCUUAGAUCAAUCCUCUUCCAAUACGCCCUCCUCCUCUCGCCGCCCCUCGUCCGCCGCCGCCACCGCCGCGGCCAUCAAAUCUCUUUUUUCGUCUAACUCCUCCAACAAACCGCCGCCAGCACCUAAAACUACCAGCUCCAAAUCCAGCUCGUUUUUUCCUGAGCUCCGGCGAACGAAAUCUUUCUCCGCCUCAAAAAAUGAAACUUUAGGCCUAUUUUUUGAGCCCCAGAGAAAAUCUUGUGACGUUAGGGUUCGUAACACUCUCGGGUCACUCUUUACUAUUGACGACGUUAAUAAAACCGCUAAUAAAGCCUCUUCUUCUUCUUUCCAAAACCACUCGCAAUAUUCUCAGAACAGCAAGCAAUGCGAGUCUAUUGUUGCCGAUAAGCCUGUUCUCGAAGAGCCCGAAAAUAGUGAUGAUGAGGAGUUUAUAGAACCCGAAAACAUGGAAGAUUUUGCUUCUGCUGUUAAUGCUGAUGAGGACAAUGACAAUGAUGAUGACAAUGGUGAUGAAAUUAUUCCUGUUCCAGAUGACCAUUUGGAGAAUCUUGGAAUCUCCCUUGAAAUAGAGCCGAAUAAUUCUGAAAUUAUAGAAGAAGAAGUAGCAAAUCUUAACAAUUUGAAAUCAAUGAAGGAUCAUAUAGAUCUCGAUACACAUGUCAAGAAGAGUUCAGGAGGGGGGUUUUGGGCUGCGGCUUCAGUUUUUAGUAAGAAAUGGCAAAACUGGAGGCGUAAACAGAAGAUUAAGAAGCAGAACGAUGGAGAAAACUCUGGUACAUUGCCGGUGAAGAAACCGAUUUCCAGGCGUUACAGAGAGACUCAAUCUGAGAUUGCUGAUUACGGGUUUGGGAGAAGGUCUUGUGAUACUGAUCCGAGGUUUUCGCUCGAUGCUGGGACCGGGAGAAUCAGCUUUGAUGAUCCGAGGUACUCUUUUGAGGAGCCUCGGGCUUCAUGGGAUGGGUACUUGACCGGGAGGAGUUUUCCGAGGAUGCCACCUAUGGUUUCUGUAAUGGAGGAUGCUCCAGCUGUCCAUGUAUCACGGUCUGAUAUGCAGAUGCCGGUAGAGGAGCCAACGAUGAUGACUGUGAAUAGUGUUAAUAAGGACGAGGGUGUGCCUGGAGGAUCGGCACAAACUCGGGAAUACUAUUCAGAUUGUUCCUCGAGGAGGAGGAAGAGUCUUGAUAGGUCUAGUUCCAUUAGGAAGACCGCUGCUGCUGUGGUAGCGGAGAUUGAUGAGUUGAAGGCAGUUUCUAAUGCUAAGGUUUCUCCAACGACUGCGGAUUAUUUUCAUGUGGCCAAGGUGUUGGUAGGAGAGCGAGAUUCGAGGGACUCAACUUCAAAUUCUUUGAGGAACUCGAACUCGAAUUCUUUGAGGGAUGAAUGCUCUGAGGCUCUUGAGUUGAGUAAUGGGUUUAGGAGCAAUGGUUCGAUGUUAGGGAAUGUGGAGCGAAAGGAGUCAAAGAAGUCAAGGAGCUGGAGUUGGAAAAUAUGGGGUUUUAUACACCGGCGUAGUGGUGGUAACAAAGAUGAGGAUGAAGGUAGGUAUAGUAGAAUAAAUGGAGUAGAGCGGUCAUUAUCAGAGUCUUGGCAGGAUUUGAGGAACGAACGAAAUGCUGAUGUCAGAGGAGGAUUCAAUAGGAAUGUACUUCGGAGCAAUAGUAGUGUGAGCUGGAGGAAUUCAACUCAUAUUGGGGGAUCAUUUGGGAGUUCGAGGAAACCUGUUGUUGACAUGAAUGGGAAUGGGAAGAAGAAAAGGGACGAGUUUGUGUUAGAGAAGAAUCGGAGUGCAAGAUACUCGCCUAACCAUUUUGAUAAUGGGCUUUUACGAUUCUACCUAACGCCUAUGAGGGGCAGCCGGAGAGGCGGCGGACAAGGGAAAAUAAAGCCAAAUAGUUCUCAUUCAAUUGCGAGAAGUGUCCUUCGGCUGUAUUGAAAUCCAAGAUCUGGUCAUUCAACCUUCAAGAUGAGCUGCAAUUCUUGUAACUCUUGGUGGUUAAUUGAAGAUCGAGGUAGGAUUCUUAUAACUCUUGGUGGCUACUUGAAGAUCAACAUAGGUUGGGGUUUGCCGAAUGUCUGGGACUCAGGUUUCCCAGGUCAGUUGUUGGAAGCUACAAAAAGAUUUCCCGGUUGAAUGAAGAUGAAGAAUGGUAGUUAAGUCAAAUACUUUGGAAUCAAUAAAGCUCUCAUCGUGGGCGUAGGCAUAUAAUUUGCCAAGGUUGAUUUCUUCAAAAUCCUGGUUUUUCAGUUCUACUGGAUCUAGUGACUGUUCAUGGAACUUCGUCCCAAAGAAAUUUACAUGUCUGAAAGGCUUGUGAGUUAAAAUGAGUAGCAGUUACUUAAGACAGUCAUAUUUCUUUAAUUGGUGGGUAUGUAUCUGUUAUAGUAGUUGGCUAAUGAAAAAUGAUAUACUGGUAGAUUGGUUGAAAUGGAAAGUUCGGCCCUCCUUUCUUCUUCU